UUAACCACUGACUCAUGACAGUUUCAGUUAGCAUUUGCAGUGUGUGGUCAGUGUUUCACUCUGGCUUUACAAUUCAUCGCUUCUCUACUGAGAGGAUGAAAAGUUUCAGAAUAUCCUUGAUUAACCUGCUUGGGUUGUACCUAAUAUUUUCUGAAGAUCACAGUGGAUGCUGCUUGGACACUGUUUGGCAGCCACCAAGACCGAACAUCAGUCCUCUGCAGGCUAUCAGUGACAAGCAAAGCCUCGUGGUGAGCUGGCUGGUAAACCACAGUGGCUUAGCAGGCAACAUUUAUGAGAUCCAGAUCAGCCGCACUGAAAACCACAUCAUUAUUUACAGUGCAAAUGUCAGCGUACCCUCUACAGAUACACAUCAAUAUACAUGGACUUGGACCUCUGACCUGCCUCUGGAGUGCGUGAAUCACUCGGUCAGGAUACGACAUUUCUACAAUCAGUCUUUCCUGAGUCCCUGGAGCGAGUGGGCAACUAACAAUGGAGCUGAGGCGAAGGAUAAGACCAAGCUGUUUCCAUUCCAGCAGGUGCUGAGAGAGGGCACCAGUGGCGUGUUCUGCUGUGUUCCCCCAGUAGGAGUCAAUAUCACCAACAUAACCCUCAGUAAAAAAAAAUACCCUAUUAUCAGCAUUGGAACCAGAGUCAAGGCCAUCGUUGUACCUAAUCUGACUAUCCCAAAAAAUCCCCGAAAAGCUCUGUUACUCACUUGCAGCGACACAUCUGGAAAAGGCGACAGUUACAUCUGGAACUAUGUCAGUUUUCCUCCCCAGAAGCCCAGACACCUCAGCUGUGUGACCUCAGACAUGACAACUGUCACCUGCACCUGGGAUCCAGGCAGAGCUCGUGACCUAUAUGAUCACAACAAGCAAACAUGCACUCUUCACAUAGAGAACUCAGACCAGGCACCCGUCACCUGUGGGCCAUCAUCCUGUACUUUCCAGGCCAUCCCAGAUUUGGAAGAGUACAACAUCAGUGUGGUGGUGAAGGACCAGCUGGGAGAGGAGACAGCAAGCUAUAGCUUCAAUAUCUCUGAAAGAGUGUCUCCUGUUACGGAAUGGGGAGGAGUGAGCCCUGGGAUGACAGACACCACUGUGUCCUGGAUCGUACAGGGAAACCUGACUCAGAUGAACCUCCUCUGUCAGGUCGCUGUAGACCCAGGCAGCACUACCGAGCUGAAUUGCAAGAGCGUGAGUGAUCCCUGCAAAGUCAAACUGCAACAUCUGCUACCCAGCACCCGCUACUCUACUAGGGUGCGCUGCUCUGUCAAUGGCAGGUUCUGGGGAAAAUGGACCAAGCCCAUACCCUUCACAACCUAUCCAUUUGUAACCUUAGACUUAUGGAGGAGAAUAAAGCAGAUGUCUGACCCCUACAGUCGUCAAGUUACACUAUUGUGGAAGCUGGAUGAUCUUGGCUCAGCAACUAUCCAAGGUUUCACAGUUCAGGGGUCGCAGGAAGGGCAAAACAGGACUGAGUUGAUACCUGCUUUAGACAGUGAACAGACCCAGGCAGAGGUCCCCAUUGGUCCGGGGCAGUAUGACUUCACUGUUGAGGCUAUCCUGCGCAAUGGCCCCUCCAUCCCUGCUCACAUCACCAUCCCAAAGUUGGACGAUACCAAGAACCUGCUAGUAGAGAAGCAGUUGAACAGCAGCUCAGCUGGUGGUUUCAAUCUCUCCUGGGCUGAAGAGGACACUGCUACUUGUGGCUUUACAGUGGAGUGGUGCGUCCUGGGAAAUGCAGUGCCUUGUACUCUGCAAUGGAUACAUUUGCCAGAGGGAAACAACACAUUAUUCCUCGCUGCUGGAAAUUUUGAAGCAGGUACCAGGUAUACAUUUAAUAUCUAUGGAUGCACAGAAAAUGGACACAGACUACUGGAGAUACAGACUGGAUACUCACGAGAGCUUAAAGCUGUUCAGUCCCCUAGUCUAGUUGAACCUGUUCAGAUUACUUCCUCAACUGUGACACUGGAAUGGCAUUACAAUGAGGCUGAUCCAUCUCAUCCGGCGUUCAUCACUGGUUACUUGGUUAUUGUACAGGAAUUUGGAGGUCAUACUGCAAGAAUGUUCAACGUGUCAGACCCUCAGAAGAAGUCUGUGACCAUAGAGGGUCUGAAGCAGAGCCAUAAGUAUGUUUUCUCUGUGAGCGCUCUCACAAAGAAAGGGCCUGGAGAACCAGCCAAAAUCAGAAUCACAACCAAAGCCAACUACACUGCUCACUUAGCCAAGAUACUGACUCCCAUCUUAUUACUGCUGGGCUGUACUGUUCUCCUUUGGCCUAGAAGAAAAACGCUGAGGAGAGGGCUGAAGAAGGUAUUUGCUUAUCCUGCUGGUAUGGACAUCAGAACUUCUGAGUUACACAGCUUCCUGCAAGAGACUGGUGAGAGGGUGCAGCCUCACAAGGUGGAGGAGUGCAUCAGCUGUGAAAUUGAGAUCCUAAAUACCCACACUCCUCCAAAUGAAUCAACCACAUGGAGAGAUCCUGAAUCCCUGAACAUGCCACCUUCUCCUUGUUCCAAGUUCUCUGCUCCAUCCUUGUCUCUAACCUCUGUUCCACUCCAAGACUACUGUCCACAGUCAGCCACGCUGCUCUUCGAGGGACCGGCCCCUCAGCAAAUGACAUGCAUCACAAACAAGAUUUACUUUAACUCCACAGUGGGGUAUUUAUCUCAGCCACAAGAGGUUGCAUUCAGUGAAAUCAAACCAAGCUUUGAACCCUCAGAUUGUCUGCAGGAAUCAUGUAGUGUUGUAUAUGGUUACAUCUCCAGUGAUACAAUGAAGAAUGAAGAAGAAGACAAAGCCAAAGACCUCAUUUAAUGCCUCAAUUUUAAUUGUUUGAAUACUGUACAUGAGAUGCUUUGUUCAUCUGGACAUGAAGUGUAUCCGCAGCUCUUUAUUGUACAUAAGAUUUUGUAUUUCUGCCACACUUUAACAUACUACAUACAUAUGUGAUAUGACUGAAAAAUGUAGUUUGCAAACGUAUUGUAACAUAUUGUAAAGAGAGCAGAAAACAAGGAGCAGGUAUUCUAAAAAAAAAAAAAAAGCAGCAUUUUAAACAACUCUGCUUUCUCUGCUGCAGUCGAGUCUAAAAAUGAAACUACAGGAGCUAUUGUAUGUGACAGUGUAUUCAGCAGCUUAAGGGAAACUCACAGCAAAGAUUUUGCUGAACUGUGAAGCAAUCAGAGAUCUUUAUCCACAGGAUGCAAAUGAUACCAGUGAUAAGGCAGCUGAACAUAUCAGGCGGAAGGAGAAGACUAGAGUAUGACAUGAGCUGAUUUUUUGUUCUGCAGUCAUGAUUCCCAUGUCCAGCAAAUAGCAUUUGUCAUAACUGAUGGAUGUAAUAUGAUGCAUAUAAAGCGUAAUAUUGCCCUGUUCAUUUCCGGGUGCCAAAGAAAUCAGAUUUUUUAAAUACAGAUCAUUGUUUUAGUAAUUUCAAAGGCAUUUGAGGAGGUGUGUGUGAUUGUUCUUGCAUCCAGGUUCAACACGGAACAAGUUUAUAGCAGGAAAUCUGUCACCUUGGUUUUUACUUUGGUGUUACUGUUUAUCAAAAAAUAACACAGCUGUGAGUGAGUGUGAUCUUGGUAUUACUCAAGGCAGAAAUCUGGGUUAGAAUAAAGACUAAUCUUGCUUAUUUCGACA
Lates calcarifer (barramundi perch) is the source of this 3641-nucleotide messenger RNA. RefSeq names its product oncostatin M receptor (gene osmr). The transcript has 17 exons. The record is from RefSeq and is a predicted model, not a curated record. Gene Ontology annotation, molecular function: protein binding. Bases 15 to 2819 code for a protein of 934 amino acids. NCBI's taxonomy places the organism in Eukaryota, Metazoa, Chordata, Actinopteri, Centropomidae.